CUUCACGCUAAUUCAAAACAUUGAAUGUAGUGAAGAAGGUGUUUGUUUUAUGUUAGUGUAAUGUAAAAAUCGUACCAAUAUCAUGGAAAGAAGUUAGACCACACCUCUAACUUAAGACAGACCACGCCCAUCAAGCAAAAUGCAGUCGGCAUCGGUGGCCGCGGCGGCGGAUCCGCACGUCACCCAGAUGAACGAGAUAAUGAGCUACGUGACCGCUUUGGGCGACCCGAACUGCACAGACGAUAGCAAAUUAAAAGCCGCCCAAAAGAUCAGCAAGAACUUCGAGGUGAUCUUGUCCUCGACCCACUAUCCCCACUUCCUGGACCACUCCGUUAAAAUCUUCCUGAAGAUUCUGGAAGUGGGGAAGCCGCACUUCAUCGCCGAAUACAAUAUACAACAAGUGAGAAAAUUGAUUCUGGAAAUGUUGUACCGGCUGCCGACCAACGAACAGCUGCGCCCCUACGUAAAGCCGAUCCUGUUGUUGAUGUUGAAGCUGUUGGAGAUCGACAACGAGGAGAAUGUGUUGGUGUGCCUCAAGAUUAUAAUAGAACUCCACAAACAGUACCGACCGCAGUUCAGCGUGGAGAUCCAACGAUUCCUGAGGUUCGUCAAGACCAUUUACUCCGAACUGCCAAAUCACAUGGACAAAAUAUUCGAACCACGACCACCAAUUAAAGUUAAAGACUUGAACGAACUCAACAUCGAGGAACUGUUAAAAGAAACGUUUACAAUGACCACGAUACAAACCGAAGUGAAAAACGAUGAAGGAAACGCAAUUGCCUAUUAUUUGAUACCAAAAGCUGUUUUGAGCUUGAAAGUCCUACAAGAACUGCCGAUAAUUGUGGUGCUGAUGUACCAGUUGUACAAACAGAGUGUUCACCAAGACGUCAGUGAUUUUAUACCGUUAAUUAUGAACACCAUUACGCUACAACCAACGUUAGAACAAAGACAGGCGGAGACGUUCAAUAAGGAGAUUUUCGUCGACUUCAUGGGGGCACAAAUCAAAACACUUUCCUUCCUUGCCUAUAUAAUAAAGUUGUACCAAGAAGUGGUGCAAAAUCACGCUCCUAUGAUGGUGCAAGGGAUGUUAGGACUUUUGACGUUGUGUCCCAUGGAAGUUGCACACCUAAGAAGGGAGCUGCUAAUAGCUGCUCGUCAUAUUUUGGCCACAGAACUUAGAAACCAGUUUGUUCCUCACAUGGAAAGGUUGUUUGACGAAGAUAUUCUAUUGGGAAGGGGCUGGACCACUCAUGAAUCGUUAAGACCGUUGGCAUAUUCAACCUUGGCAGACUUAGUGCACCACGUUAGACAGCAGUUGCCCCUUUCUGAUCUCACCAAAGCUGUACAUUUGUUCAGUAAAAACGUUCACGAUGAUUCACUCGCCACCACGAUACAAACUAUGUCUUGUAAGUUACUGUUGAACCUUGUGGAAUGUAUCAGACACAGCAGCGAAAACAGUUCUGAGGGACGGGAACUUUUGAUGCGUAUGCUUGAAGUAUUCGUUCUCAAGUUCAAGACCAUAGCAAAGAUACAACUGCCGAUUCUCAUCAGCAAGUGUGAGCAACGUCAGCAACAGUACCAGCAACAACAGCAACAACAAACUGCUGAAACUGUGAAAACAGAAGAAGGGGUCACCACUAAACAAAACGUGGCGGAACAAUUGGAAAGUGCCCUAGCUUCGACGCAACCAGCAAAUCCGCCUGAGAAGGAGAAAGCCUCCAGAUUCGGGUUUCCGCAAAACAACAACCACAACGUCGCCGAUUAUAGGAGUCUCGUCAAGACGUUGGUGUGUGGCGUUAAGACUAUCGCCUGGUCUUUGCCCUCUUGUAAAAUACAAACGCCGACUGGUCAAGCUUUAAUAGCCACGAAGCAUUUCCAACCUCACGAGACGUUGGUGUUUGUUAGGCUCGUAAAAUGGGCGUUGAAAGCUUUGGAUAUUUACACUUUAAAUGUGACGCCGCCUAACGCAGCAGGACCUCAAAGACUGAACCAACAGAACGUGCGCACCAAGGAAGAGAAAGAAGUGUUGGAACACUUCAGUGGUGUUUUUUCAACGAUGAACCCUCAGACGUUCCACGAGAUAUUCUCAACCACCAUUGAGUACGUGGUCGAACGUGUGUACAAGAACCCAAAUCUACAGACUGUUCCGAGCACGUUGCUGGCCAACCCCGCAACGAGUCCCAUAUUCGCCACCGUCCUCGUCGAGUACCUCCUCGAACGUAUGGAGGAGAUGGGCUCGAACAUGGACCGCAGCAAUCUCUACCUGCGACAAUUCAAAUUGGUGUUCGGCAGCGUGUCGCUGUUCGCACAGGAGAACGAGAACAUGCUCAGGCCGCAUCUGCAUCAGAUCGUCAACAGAUCGAUGGAGUUGGCGAUGAGCGCCGCGGAGCCGUACAACUACUUCUUAUUACUCAGGGCCCUGUUCCGGUCUAUAGGGGGCGGUAGUCACGACCUGUUGUAUCAGGAGUUCUUGCCCCUCUUACCGAAUCUGCUGGAAGGUUUGAACAGACUACAGAGCGGUUUACACAAACAACACAUGAAGGAUUUGUUCGUCGAAUUGUGUCUGACUGUUCCGGUGCGAUUGAGUUCUCUACUGCCUUAUCUUCCUAUGCUCAUGGAUCCUCUGGUUUCCGCCUUGAACGGGUCACAAGUUUUGAUCAGUCAAGGGUUGAGAACGUUGGAAUUGUGCGUAGACAACUUGCAGCACGACUUCCUGUACGAACACAUUCAGCCCGUGCGUGCCGAUUUGAUGCAGGCACUUUGGAGAACGUUGAGGAACAACGAUCAGGUGGCGCAAGUCGCGUUUAAGGUUUUGGGUAAAUUCGGUGGUGGCAAUAGGAAGAUGAUGAUCGAACCUCAAAAGCUCGAUUACGUUGCAUCAGAUUAUGAUCCUCCAGCCAUUAUUGCCCAGUUCCACGAUCAGGAACAAGCUAUAGAGUUCCCCGUACAAAAAAUAAUCGAGACGGCCUUCAACGCCUUAAAACAAAGCAACACGGAUCCGUUUUACAGGAAACAAGCGUGGGAGGUGAUAAACUGUUACCUGACAGCCUCGAGAAAUCACGACGACGAUCGGGCUACUCUCGUUAAACUGUUUUUGCAUCCCAGCUUCAAAGAUCCGAAAACCGUGUCGCAAAUUAAAGGAUCCACCUACAAGUCCAUCUAUGCGCAAGCUAGGGAGACACACCAGACCGCACUGACAGGAAUGUUCGUCGGUGCGGCGAUAAAGGAACUGCGCCAGUCCGUCAUACAGGCGCUGUUCUCCGUCGUCCGUCAUUACACGAUGGUGGCGGUCGCGCAGCAAUCGGGUGCGUUCGCUCAACAGCCACGUCCCAAUCGCCAAGUGGCACUAGAUCCGCUGGUGUUGGUGGACGCCCUGGCCGUAAUAAUGGGCCACGAAGAACGGGAACUCUGUAAACCGGGACAAUUAGGUUUGGUUUUGAUUGUGGACACGGCGACCGAUCUGUUGGGCAGCAGGGAAAUGGCCUGUCGUCUGCCGUUGGUCGAGUAUUUGGCGGAGAAGAUGUGCGGAUUGUGCUACGAAAGAGCGUGGUACGCGAAACUGGGCGGAUGUAUCGCCAUAAAGUUUAUGUUUGAGAGGUGCGCAUUGAAGUGGGUUUACGAACACAUGUUUACUUUCUUGAAAGCGUUGUUGUUCGUUAUGAUGGAUCUUACUGGAGAGGUGUCGAACGGUGCGUUGGACAUGGCCAAGGAGAACUUAAAACGCAUGCUUUGCGUGUUGGUCGAACCACCUCCGGCGACGGCCGACCAACAAACGAAGGAUCUUCAAAACGACGCCCUGCAAAAAGUCACACACGAACUCGUACGACAAGUUACGAGUCCCCACACUAUGGUGCGUGAACAGUCGAUGGCUUCUUUAAGAUUGUUGGCGGAAAAACAAGAGAAGAGCGUGACAGAAGUGAUGGAACCUUUCAAGGAGGUGCUGGCCGACAUGGUUCCUCCAAAGAAACACUUGUUGAGGCACCAACCUGCCAUAGCUCAAAUGGGUCUGAUGGACGGUAACAUGUUCUGCACCACCCUCACUCCCAGACUCUUCACCAUUGAUGUGAACAUAAAGGAGCACAAGAAUUUCAUAGACGAUCUGAAACACUUGUGCGAUACGGAAGAAACCAAACUCAACACGUUCGCUUGUUACAAGAGCAUCACCAACUUCAUCCCUUUAAAAUCGAGUGCAUUAAGGGUACUUUCCGCCUGUCACUACAUCGAAAGUCAACGUGAAUCCAUCUUCCAGGUGCUGUAUCGGGCCUUGGAAAAGCCAAACGGGGAAUUACAAGAAACUGCUUUCCAGUGCAUCAAAAAGUUCAUCGCUGGAUACACAAUCGACACCGACUUGGUAAAGAGCAUAGUUAGACCUUUAUUGUGGACGCUGGGAGAUGUGAAAAAUCUCACGCUCAACCGUGUAAAAAUGCUCUCCUACCUCACGCAACUGUUUCCUCUAGUUUUCAACGAGAAACUGUGCGAACAACUGUUAGAAAUAUUGAAGCAGAUGUUGCAAAACUUGACUGCAACGCACAAAAAUCAACAGUACCGCCAGUACACGUGUCCCAGUACGCAAAGAAUUUUCAUAAGAGCUUCGACUGGAAUAUCGAAAAAAGGGGACGAAGAACAAAAGAUUGUGACAAUAAUCAGCAUAUUCCAUCAGACGCCUGCAGCUUCAUCUAAAUUCAUCACGCAGCUGUGCCAGCUGAUAUUGCAAACGGAACAGGCUAUGUUAAUCGAAGCCAGUUCUCCAUUCCGGGAGGUUCUCAUGAAGUUCCUGUUGCGUUACCCGCUCGAAACUCUCGACAUGUUCUUGGACGACAAUUUUGUCAAGGAAAAACAAUACAACAGAUACCUGGAAUACCUGCUGAAGCACAAGGAAGGAAAGGUGUUCAAAGACCAGUUGAUCCAACAGAGAAUGAAGCGGGUGAUUACCAUGUCCAUGGCGGUUUUGGAACCGAGUCACGCUCACGUCAAUCUGUCGCUGGCGCACAGAAAUCAGAUGCAGUUCCAGGCAAUCAAGAUCGUCACCGCUCUGGCGAAAGAGGACGACUCGUGGCUCAAUCAACACACAGAUCUGUUGGCGGCGUUCAGACGCAUUUGGUGCGACGACGCCUACCACGAACGUCACAAGAACGUGGAGGACAUGGAGUACGCGCAUUGGAGGGAACCCAAAUUGUUGGCUAAGAUUUUGUUAAAGUUUUUCGUUCAUUUUCCUAAAGACAUUGAUUUGUUAUUCCAGUUAUUGAGGGCGUUCACUGAACGAUUCAUCCCUGAAUUUCAAUUUUUGAAAGAGUUUCUGGAGAACACGGUGGCGCAAAGUUACACGGUGGAUUGGAAACGGCAGGCCUUCUUCCGCUUCGUCGAGCUGUUCCCGACGAACGAAAUGUCGCAGGAGCUGAAAUCGAAAGUGUUGCAGUUAAUUUUGAUACCCAGCUUUGCGCACAGCUUCGAAAAGGGGGAGACGAACAAGUUGAUAGGUGGCCCACCUAUGCCCUACCAAGACAGUGCCGACAACGUGGUCUCGGUGUUCAUCAAUCGUUUAAUCGAUCCGGAUCCGAACAAUCCGUUUCCCUGGGCGGAUUGCGUGCGCAUUUCGCUGUUGCAGUUCUCCUGUUUGUUGGUCGAACAGGCGAGUCCGCACAUCCACGACCACGACGCCAACAACAAGACGCAAGGCUUCAAGAAACUGAGGAGGCUCAUGACUUUCGCUUGGCCUUGCUUGAUGGGCGAGAACUGCGUCGAUCCCGCCACCAGGUACCACGGCCACUUGUUGCUGUCCCAUAUAAUCAACAAGUUUGCCAUACAUAAAAAAAUCAUACUUCAAGUGUUCCACGGAUUGUUGAAAGCACACGCCGUCGAAGCGAGGAACGUUGUGCGCCAAGCCCUGGAAAUUCUGACUCCGUCGAUGCCUUUAAGAAUGGACGAAGAAAUGUUAACGCACUGGACUAAAAAGAUUAUUGUGGACGAGGGACAUUCGAUGCAACAACUGUUCCAUAUCCUACAACUAGUCGUUAAACACUACAAAGUCUAUUACACAGUUAGACACGACUUAGUCCAGCACAUGGUCAAUUCCAUACAAAGACUAGGAUUUAGUCCGACGGCCACUUUGGAGCACAGAAAGCUGGCCGUCGAACUAGCCGAGGUCAUAAUCAAAUGGGAAUUGUAUGGAAUCAAAGAAGAAUCCGAAAUUACAGAGGCCACAGAGACGGUGGUCACACCGAUGAAACGUCCAGCAAGCGAAGAAGGUGGCGGCCCGGAGGUGAAACGCAGAAUGUCCGCCCAACCCGGAACGUCCGCAGCGCCAGCGACAGUAAAAGUCGAACCUGGAACCGAAAACAGCAUAGAAAAAGCGCACAUCGAAACUGUGCUGAACUUUUUGCUCAGGUUGGCGUGUCAAGUUAACGACGCCACCCCACCCAAUCCCCAAAACCAAGGGACGUCAAGUCCCGGUGAAUUGUUGAGCAGAAGAUGCGUGAUUUUAUUAAAGACAGCGCUGAAACCGGAACUUUGGUCCAGGCCGGUCGAUUUGAAGCUGGCGUUCUUCGAUAAGAUACUGUUAACCGUUGAAACACCUAAUCCGAAUGUGGCCAACAUUUGCACAGCCUUGGAGGUCCUUACAUAUCUUUUAACUGUGCUAAAGAAGGAACAGAUCCUCGCCAGUUUUAAAAUGUUACAACGUGGAAUAAGUGCUUGCAUCCAAACUCAAAUUAGUAAAAUAAUCAAAUUAGUCCACAAUUUGUUAACAAAACUGAUGUCGAUGUUCCCGAUGGAAAGAACGGCCACCAAUGCAUCGAGCAAAUACGAUGAAUUGGAUGGACUUUACUUGAACGUUGGGAAAGUGAUCAGCGAAGGUUUGAGCAAAUUCGAGAAAAUGGACAAUCCUUCAAAUUUCUUCAGCACCGUGAUGAUUUUGAAGGCUGCCUGCAUCAACAAUCAUUCUUAUAUUGAUUUGUUGAUCACUCCGUUUAUGGCAUCUCUUCAACGUUUGGCCAAGGAACAUUUGCAACCUUCCACCAACGAAAGCGGCGCACUUAUUAGCGAACUGCUGAUACUUUGUUUGGAUUUGGUUAAAACUAGAGUUGUUGUUAUGGGUGGAGAAAUGAGGAAAAACUUUAUUGGUACAAUUUUAGUUGGACUGAUUGAAAAAUCUCCAGACAAUAAAGUUAUGAAAGCUAUAACAAAAAUGUUGGAAGAGUGGAUGAAGUGCAGAAACAUUGUAACAAUCAACCAGGCACCAAGCUUGAGAGAAAAGUCGAUCCUACUGGUGAAACUGAUGCAGUACGUUGAAAAACGGUUCCCAGACGAUCAAGAAUUGAACGCCCAAUUUUUGGAACUUAUUAACUACGUUUACACCGAUCGACAGUUUAAAAAUACAGAACUGACGUCGAAACUGGAAGCUGCGUUUUUGGCAGGAUUACGAUGCAACCAACCAGCAAUCCGUGCCAAGUUCUUCCGCGUCUUCGACGACAGUAUGAGACGCCGCCUUCACGAUCGUCUCUUGUAUAUAGUGUGUAGUCAAAAUUGGGAGGCAAUCGGGUCGCAUUAUUGGAUCAAACAGUGCAUAGAAUUGUUAUUGGUCACGGCCAUCGGCCACACUCCGAUUAAGAUGAGUCACGAAAGCAGUAUUUUACCGUCGGUCACGUCCGUCGUUGUGCACGGCGACAAACAGAAAAAAGAGGAAUUCCAGACGUACACGCAGCAAGAGUCGUGGUGGAAUCUGUUGGAAACGGUGGAGGUAAAGGAGGAGGUCGUCGACAUGGAUCUGAGUGUGUCACAGACGGAAGCUGGCAGUCAGGAAGAGAAGACGCCGGCCUCAAGAGCCGAAACAAUCACGAAAAUGAUUAAUAAGCAUUACGAGUUCAUCGAGGUGUCCAGAAACGUUUCCACCAAUCAGUUCUUGGUUGCGGCCUCGCAACUUUGCCACAUGGACACGAAUCUUGCGGAACAAGUGUGGUUGGCACUGUUCCCCAGGUUGUGGGCUAUUUUAGAAGAGGAACAAAGAAGUUUCUUGACUGGUGAAAUACUACCGUUUUUAACGUCGGGAUCGCACAUAGUGCAAAAGGAUUGUCACCCUAGUGCCAUCAACACUUUCGUCGAGGCCCUGUGCAGAUGUAAUCCUCCCGUUCAAUUAGCACCACCUGUCAUGAAGUAUAUAGGAAAAUCCCAUAACUUGUGGCACAGAAUGGCUUUGGGUCUGGAACAGAUGGCCUACGACAACGGAUCUAACGUCAAACCCUCGAAUCCAGCCUCCUGUUACGACUUCGAAUCGGAUCAAUCCAAAAACGAGUUGGUUCAUUCUUUGGCCGAAUUGUAUUCGUUGUUGUGCGAGGAGGACAUGUGGGCGGGUGUUUGGCAAAAACACGCCUACUACAAAGAAACCGGCAUUGCAGUCGCGUACGAACAACACGGGUUCUUCGAGCAGGCUCAGGCAGCGUACGAGGCGGCCAUGAACAAAUACAAGCAGGACACAAACGCCGGCCCGGUUCCAGCCCACACCCAACGCGAAGUUUUGCUCUGGAAUCAACAGUGGAUACGUUGUGCGAAAGAGUUGAACCAAUGGGAGAUAAUCGUGGAAUACGCUAAGAAUCCUCUGUUUUACGAUGCGUUGCUGUUAUUGGACAGUGCCUGGAGGACGACAAUGCCCAACUGGGAUUUGAUGAAGGAGGCGUUGUCCUGCGUCGAGUAUUCGUGUCCGAAAGAAUUGGGUUGGAAGGUUACGAUGUACGGCGGCUUCCUGUUGAUUUGUCAACCGGAUGAAACUAAACCAUUGAAAUUCGUCGAGCGUUACGUCGAGACGGCAAGCGCCCUGUGUUUGAACGAAUGGCGGCGUUUGCCCACAAUAGUGAGUCACAUACAUUUGCCGUACUUACAGGCGGCGCAGCAAAUCAUGGAGCUGCACGAGGCGUUCCAAAUUCACAAGGGACUGACGCAAAGACAUCAAACCUCCGUGCACGACAUGAAAGCCAUCGUGAAAACUUGGAGGAAUCGUCUCCCUGUCAUCGCCGACGAUUUAACCCACUGGAACGAUAUCUUCACGUGGAGACAGUUACAUUACCAGGUUGUGGUCAGUCAUUUCGAAAGCGUAACUGAAAGCAACACCGCCAAUUCCAUGCUGGGAGUCCACGCAUCUGCACAAUCUAUAAUUCAUUUCGGAAAGAUUGCGAGGAAACACAAGUUGAGCAGCGUGUGUCUGGAGACGUUGAACCGUAUUUACACCAUACCCAGCGUCCCGAUAGUCGACUGUUUCCAAAAGGUCCGACAACAGGUCAAGUGUUACUUGCAAAUGGCCUCGAUGAACAACAAGAACGAACUGCAAGAAGGAUUGGACGUUAUCAAUCACACCAAAGUGCAGUUCUUCCAAAAGGAAAUGACUGCCGAGUUUUACGCCUUGAAAGGAAUGAUGUAUCAUUUAAGUAACAAGUCGGACGAGGCAAACAAGGCGUUUUCCGCAGCGGUACAAAUGCACGACACUUCGACCAAAGCUUGGGCUUUGUACGGCGAUUAUUUAGAACAAGUCUUCACACGCGACCAAAAACAAAUCAACUUGGGAGUGAACGCCAUGACUUGUUUCUUGCACGCCUGUCGUCAACAAAACGAAUCGAAAGCCCGCAAAUAUCUUGCCAAAGUUCUGUGGCUUCUAAGCUACGACGACGAGAAAGGAAGCCUGAUGGAAGCGUUAGAUAAAUAUGCGGUCGGAGUACCUCCUAUAAUGUGGCUCCCGUGGACGCCGCAACUUUUAAACCUUCUAGUACAGUACGAAGGGGGCGUGAUCAUUAAUUUGUUGAUGCAAGUCGGCAGGAUGUUCCCACAGGCCGUCUACUUCCCGAUCAGAACGUUGUACUUGACUCUGAGGAGUGCCACACAAAGAAACAAGGCCAAUCCAACUGGAACUCAGCAGGCACAAGAGGGAGGACAAACGGACGGUCAGCAACAACAGUCGGCGGGUGCGGAGAACGGACAGACUGCCCAAGCCACUCCCUCCGUCUCCUCGGCCUCCGACACUAUUAAAGCUACGCCCGGCAUGGUCAGGUGCUCCAAAAUCAUGAAGAUGCAACGGGAUAUUCACACCACAGUUCUUUCUAGUCUGGAAGGCAUCGCCGUACAAAUGGAAUGGUUCAGGGAGUGUUGGUAUGAAGAAGUUUUAAGACAAUUGCGUCAAGGACUUACUAAAUGUUACGCCAUCGCUUUCGAGAAUCGUGAAAACGUGAAGGAUGCCAAAAUUACGCCUCACAUAUUAAACUUUGUCAAGAAACUUAUUACCACUUUUGGCAUUGGCGUUGAAAACAUACAUUCAUCGAGUAACAUAACGUUUAAUUCGGCCGCAUCGGAAAGUUUGGCCAGACGAGCCGAAGCCACCUACCAAGACCCAGUUUUCAAAGAAAUGAAACAGGAAUUUAGUAAAGAUUUCGACUUCUCCCAUUCCAACUCCUGCAGGCUGCACACGUUAAUUUUCAAACUGAAAAAGUGGAUUAAAAUCCUCGACAAACGUUCGAAAAUGCUUCUGCAAUCGUUCCUGAUUGAGGAAAAGUGUAGGUUCUUGUCGAAUUUCACUUUAAAGACUGCAGAAGUGGAAUUACCGGGAGAGUUUUUACUGCCGAAACACAAUCAUUACUUUGUCAGGAUUGCUAGGUUCAUGCCACGCGUUGAUGUUGUGCAAAAACACAACGCUUCAGCCAGAAGAUUGUAUAUUAGAGGGCACAACGGUAAAAUAUAUCCGUAUUUAGUUGUUAACGAUUCCGGACUGGCUGAUGCGAGACGUGAGGAACGAGUUUUACAGUUGCUACGGAUGUUAAAUCACUGCUUAGGAAAACAAAAGGAAACGUCACGAAGGUUUUUACAUUAUACAGUACCCAGAGUUGUGGCAGUUUCUCAGCAAAUUCGUCUCGUGGAAGAUAAUCCGGCCUCUAUUUCUCUCCUGGAUGUUUUCAAAAAAGGCUGCGCCAAACUAAACAUCGAACACGACGAUCCAAUUCACUAUUUUUACGAUAGACUGGCUAAUGUACAAAGCAGAGGUAUAAAAGCAAGCCAUCAAGUUUUCAGGGACAUUUUGAAGGGUGUGCAAACGACGAUGGUUCCCAGAACGGUCCUGAAACAGUGGGCCGUUCAAACUUUCCCUAAUGCCACCGAUUAUUGGCAAUUUAGAAAAAUGUUCACUUUGCAACUGGCUCUGGCGUGCUUCGCCGAGUACGUUUUACAUUUGACGAGACUGAAUCCGGACAUGAUGUAUUUGCAUCAGGAUUCCGGGAUGAUGAACAUUUCUUACUUUAAAUUCGACGUAGAUGAUGGAGAAUUAGACACGACCAGACCUGUACCGUUUAGACUCACCCCGAAUAUUAUAGAAUAUUUAUCUUCAAUAGGGAUAAACGGACCUUUGACGGCUUCGAUGAUCGCAACAGCCAGAUGUUUCGUCUAUCCCAACUUCAAAGUAACAGCCAUUUUAAAACCAAUUUUGAGGGACGAAAUGGUUUUGUCUCGAAUGAAAAAACCAGAGGACGCGACGCAAGUUGAUAAGUUGACUGAUAGCGAACAGAUAGUCAACAUGGUCAACAAGGCUGUGACUUCAAUAAGCAGUCGAUUGAAUAAUUUAGCUCUGUUUGACGGAGUUGAAAGCAAAGUGGGAACAUUAGUGGCGGCGGCGAGCAGUCAUGAUAACUUGUGUAGAAUGGAUCCAGCAUGGCAUCCAUGGUUGUAGAAUUUUUAUGGUUACAGUAUUAUGAUUUUUUAAAAGUUAAAUAUUUUUGUAAUUAAUUUUAAACAAAUAUAUUGUACAUAUUAAUUAAA
Molecule: messenger RNA, 11781 nt
Organism: Aethina tumida (small hive beetle)
Lineage: Eukaryota; Metazoa; Arthropoda; Insecta; Coleoptera; Nitidulidae
Gene: Nipped-A
Product: transcription-associated protein 1
Exons: 35
Coding region: 140-11692 (3850 amino acids)
Biological process (GO): regulation of DNA-templated transcription; DNA repair
Cellular component (GO): SAGA complex; NuA4 histone acetyltransferase complex; nucleus
Molecular function (GO): protein binding; transcription coregulator activity
Source: RefSeq, a predicted model, not a curated record